ACCUAAAACCAGAAGGAAUCAUACUGCCAGGGAGGUUAAAAUGUAAUGUAAAAUUGCUGUAUGAUGGUGUAUAAACAGCAAAAAAACAAAGCCAAUUGUACUUAUUUUGCUGAUAGAUCAGGUAAAUUUUAUAACCCCUGUCAGGUGUUUAUUACUGUCUGUGUCUGUGACUGGGAAAUCACCCUCUUUAUUUGUCCUGCUCACCAUUGUUAUUGGGUCUGAAUAUUUGGGAAAAAAAGUCAAAAUUUUAAGCGGUAACUGGAACGAGUCAAUAAUGGGAAAAUCUUCCAACUAUUAAAAAAUAGAUUUUUCUCACUUUGGAGAGAUUUACUCUCACUUCCUGUUGCGUUUACAGGAAAAGAACAGUACAUUUCCCCAAUGGGCCACAGGCAAUACAAGAUCCUGUACAUUGACUUUAACCAUUAGCCAUAAAUAUUCAUCUGCAUUGUCCAGACAUAGAUCUUUUUUAUUAUUAUUGUUGGAAGCAAGUCUCCUUCUAUUCUACUAUGCAGCUGUCUGAAAAUUGUGAAAUUUAAAAGAAAGUCAUCUUCUAAGGUGUUUAUUCAAUUGUUGAUUACUUGGCAAUGAAAACUUGAUUAAAAAAAUAAUAUAAAUUCCUGAAUUGUCUUAUAUUUUUAUACAAAUAGUUUAAUACAGCACAAUGGAUCUAGGAAACAUAAAAGACAUUCUCAGUGGAAAAGAUGUGCCUCUCCCUGUAGAGUCCACCAAUACUGUCCGACUCUUCAUAAGCUCCACAUUUUCAGAUAUGGCGGAGGAGCGUAAUGCACUAAUGGAGAUGGCCUAUCCUGAGAUACAAACCUUUUGCCAGCAACAUGGACUAACAUUUGAGGUUGUGGACAUGCGUUGGGGAGUACGAGAUUAUGCAUCAGUGGAUCACAUGACUACAGAUCUUUGUCUAAAGGAAAUUAAAGUUUGUCAGAAAACCUCUAUGGGACCAUAUUUUAUUGGUUUGGUUGGUGAUCGAUAUGGUUAUAGACCCAUGCCUCGAGUUAUUGGUGAGGAAGAAUUUAAUAUUUUGCAUAAAAAAGUACUCAAGGAUGAAGUUCAAGCUCAGUUGCUGACCCACUGGUAUUGGAAAGACACCAAUUCUGUUCCUCCUAUUUAUAUUUUUCAACCAAUCACAGUUCACUUUCCUCAUUUCUCUGACACAAAUCCAUGCCAUGCAGAGCUUCAGGCAAAAGAAAUCAAGGAGUGGAAAGAAACUGAAAAACGACUAUCUGAGGCAAUACGCUCAGCAGCAGAAAAUGCUCAGAAAGAAGGACUGAUUACAUUAGAACAAAAACACAAGUAUUUCAGAUCAGUGACAGAGUGUGAGAUUGAUUGUGGACUAUUUGCCUCUAACACAGAUGUGGAAGGCUCUACUAUUUUCUUCAGAGAAAUUAAAGACAUUGACCUCUGUAAAGAGAAUGCUUCACAAUUUUUAGAUGUCAAGGAAGAUGGGAGUCCUGACUCAGAAGCUCAAGGUCUUUUAGAAAAUUUCAAAUCCUGCAUUGUCGAGAAACAUUCAAACAAAGUAAAAACAUUCACAGUGGAGCUAAGCAAACAGACAUUAAAGACCACUUACCUUAGGAAGCUUUGUGAUCAGGUCAUUGCUCUUGUAAAUCACCAGAUACUUAGAUGUCUUUCUGCAAGAGAAAAGGAGAUAUCAGAAUCACAGAAACAAUAUCCUUGGUUAGGAGGGCUACUGCAGGAGGUAACACAUCAUCUGCAUUUGUCACGUACAAAGUCAGAAGUAUUUUGUGGACGUCAGGAUUUGCUCAACACCAUUUUGAGUCGACUCAGGAAUAAUACAACCCUUGUGCAGUUCCCUCUCAUCAUCUAUGGAGCUUCUGGGUUAGGAAAAACUGCUCUUAUGUGCAAGGCUUUUGAACUGAUGAGACAAUCUGCAACAACUGAUGGAAAUCAUGUGUUAGUCUUAAGGCUUCUUGGAACUUCACCUCAAAGCUCUGAAAUCCAUGAUGUUCUCAAAAGUAUUUGCUAUCAGGUAUGCUUAGCAUUGGAUCUGCCCCUCCCCACUGCACAGGUCACUAACAUUUACAAUGAAACAGUGAGAUUUUUUCACCAGAUCCUCACACAAGUAUCCAAUCAAAGGUCAGAAACGUUGGUGCUUUUUCUUGACUCACUUGACCAGCUUUCCUCUUCAGAAGGAGCCCAUCAUCUCCACUGGCUACCAAAGGAAUGCCCAGCCAAUGUGCACAUUGUCUUGUCCACAUUACCUCACGAAGGAGGCAUUCUGAACACCCUACAAGAGAAAAUUACAGAUGCAACUUCUUACUUGGCGGUGCAACAACUCUCUGCUGAACAAGGGGACCAGGUGAUUAAAAUGCUCAUGUCUUCAGUUGGACGGAAGUUGACUCCUGCCCAACUUGAUAUUGUACUUAACAGCUUCAGCAAAUGUGGGCAGCCACUGCUUCUUAAACUGGCAUUCGAUGAAGCCAAGAGAUGGUCAUCUUACACACCACCCUCAGAAAUCCAUAUUGCUAUAAGUACAAAAGAAGCUGUGUAUCAGUUGUAUAAAAGGAUGGAAGAUGUUCAUGGCAAAUUACUGGUAUCUCAUGCCCUGGGUUACAUUGCAGCAUGCAGGACUGGUCUAUCAGAAGCUGAACUAAAGGAUAUUCUUUCUAUAGAUAAUGAGGUUCUCGCCGAUAUUUAUCAGUAUUGGGCUCCUCCAAGAAGUGAUGUCAUACGAAUUCCUGCACUGUCGUGGACUCACUUACGGCAUGACCUAGAAGGAUAUUUGGUGGAGAGGCAGGCCGAUGGAAGCACAGUACUGGGCCUAUACCAUAGGCAGUUCAUUGAAGUAGCACAGGAACACUACUUGAGUGAUUCAGAAAAGAAGAAAAGACAUCAUACCCUGGCAGAAUAUUUUUUGGGAACAUGGAGUAUGGGGGCUCUUCGGUGGAUAAAUCUUCCACUCCUCAAGCAAUCCCUAUCUGCUGACCGAAAGGUAGCACCACAGCCACUGUGGUUCUCGAAAGAUAUGCCCAAUCUGAGAAAAAUGAAUGAGCUUCCUUACCAUCUUCUUAACGCAGGUGACAUUGACGAAUUGCAAAAAGAAAUUCUAGGUAAUAUGAACUGGAUAUCUAGCAAAAUUGUUGCUUGUGGAAUCAACAGUCCCAUCAAAGACUUUGAUAUGAGCUUGAAACACAUUGAAAAUAAUGAGGCCAAGCUUGUGCAUGACACACUGCGACUUUUUCAACCCACUAUCAACUUCAUUGAAGGCGAUAUAGAUCCCUGCAUCAUAUAUGUUGAGAUGUUGGCAAGGCUGCAUUUCUUUAAACUGUCCUGCCCAUCUUUAAUUGGUGACCUCUGCAAGCAAUGUUUCACCUGGUUUGAGCAGUAUAAAAAUCCCACCUUUAUUCCUAUAAGUGGAUUUUUUCAGCCCCCUGGUGGACCUCUACAGACCACUCUUACAGGAUUCAAGAAAGGCAUCACAGUAAUGGAAGUUUGCCCGUACAAGGAUCUUGUUGUUGUAGGAUCUGAUGAUGGCACAAUGAUAGUGUGGGACAUAAAGGACAUUGAAGUAAUUCACACAUUAAAUGGUCAUACUGCUGGGAUACUAUGCAUCCAGGUUUUUGGUCAAGGAACACGUACAGUCUCUGGCUCUCUUGACAAUACUCUGCUUCUGUGGAAUCUGGUAACUGGUAAACAUUAUCUGACUAUUCAAGAAGACCACACAAAUUAUGAAAAUGCCUAUCUGCAUGUGGAUGAAAAGAAUGGGAUAGUUUAUUCAGCAGCAGGAUCUCAGGUCUGUGGAUGGAAUAUUGAAUCUGGGGAUCCUGUUCUGUGCUUUUCGCCAGGAGUUCCUGGGUUUCCAUUGCAAGCUGCUGUAUUUUCCCCACAACAAACUGUAAUGACAGUAACUGAAGGAGGAACAGUUCACAUCUGGGAAUCCUCCACAGGACAUCUAAGGGGUUCAAGGCAGAUACCUGGUAUGGAUGCUGUGACUGCACACCCAGUAUGUAGCUGCAUUAUUCCCAAAUAUGGAAAGAUGGUGGUUGGGUUCCAAAAUGGCCUUCUGGCAUUGAUUUCCACUGGAGGAGCUGUAUCAGCUGAACAAAUGCCCAGUGCUCUAAUCUUUGCAGUGGUCUCUGAGGAUGAGUCAUUAUUUGCUGCAGGAUUUGGGAAACAAGUGCAAGUAUUUCGGGCCGACUCUAACACUCUUAGGACAUUUCUAGAAUCCUGUCUAGAACAUGAUGACAUGGUAAAAACUGCUGUAAUACAUAGUCACAAGAAGAUCAUUGUAACUGGAUCCCAAGACGAAACUAUUCGAGUCUGGAGUUUGUCUAAGAGGGGAGCUCUUCUAGACACAUUUUUUGGUAUGGGAGUAUCAGUCACUGGACUGGCUUUAAAAGGAAGCACUUUAUUAUCUUCUUCUAACACUGCUUACUACCUCAAACUUUGGAACCUAGAUUAUGAUCAGAAGCACAAGACAUUGCCUCCUUUUCAGGAUCGCAGUGGCUGUGUCGCUCUAUCCAAUGGAGGUGACCGGGUUUAUUUCCCAAAAACUGGAGACAAACACAAGAUUGUGGUCUGGGACACAGUGCAAGGUCUUAUGACAGAUAUCCUUGAGGCCUCUUCUGAAGUAACAUGCCUGGAAGUUGCCAACAUCAAGAGGAUUUUGUUCUGCGGUUUGACGUCUGGCACUUUACUGGCUUUUCCAUUAGACCAAAGGCAGGAUGUGGCAUGUAUUCCACCACCUUAUCAUAAUUUGGCUGUGAUUUGUCUGUCAUUAAGCAAACAAGAAAACUGUCUGGCUAUAGCACACCGCAAUCUGAUUCUCCUCUAUCAAGUUACAAAGGGGAAUCCUCUUCCAAUUCUUGAUGGCCCAGUACACUCCAUACAUCCAGAAGUCCCAAGUGCUGUGAGCAAUAUAGCCAUAUUUGAAGAUCAAAGGGUUAUCUAUGGUACAGAGAGAGGAGACAUGUGUCUUUUUAGCCCAGAAAAGAAUGAAAAGUGUUUAGAUUCUCAUGUAAGCAAAGUCACUUGCUUAGAAACAAGCUCAAAGGAAAUGUAUGCAUUAAGUGGCUGUGAGGACUCAGUUCAGCGUCUCUGGAACAUGGAAACUGGUUGCUGGGAACAUGAAAUGUGUUACAAGGGCUUUUUCUUUCAAGGAGUUGAUUGUGCCUGCUUCUCACCAGAUGAUUGCUAUAUUUAUACUGGAUCUAAGGACAGAGCCAUCAAAGUAUGGGAUGUGUCCACUGGUGCCCUGCUUGCAGUACAAUAUGUAUAUGCAACUGUCACCCGAAUUGUCUCUACUCCUAGUGGAUUUAUAGGAACCACGCGUCUGGGCUACGUGAUUCGAGAGAAGUUUCAGUGCCCGGAAACCAUCAGCCCUCAGUACGACCCACUUCAAAACAUCAAAGCCACAUGUACUGUCAAUUCUAGAAAGUCUAAAGGUGCCAACAACAAAACUGUCAAAUUGGAAGCAAAAAGUUUAAGGAAAUGGUGGCGAUGCAAAGAACAAGCAAGCAAAAAUUCACAAAUCUGCAUCAUUGUUUAAAUGAAAGAACAGUCAUAUAUCUAGUUUGCCAUUUUUACGUUUUUCCUGAAAUAUUUAUGAAAACAGUUUUUGGCACUUUAUUUGAAAAACUGAGCAAAAUAUGUUAUACAAAUGUGUAAUUUGCCAAAUAUUUACUUGUAAUAACAAAGUACUUUUUAAAUA
Molecule: messenger RNA, 5686 nt
Organism: Rana temporaria (common frog)
Lineage: Eukaryota; Metazoa; Chordata; Amphibia; Anura; Ranidae
Gene: NWD1
Product: NACHT and WD repeat domain containing 1
Exons: 21
Coding region: 662-5524 (1620 amino acids)
Molecular function (GO): protein binding
Source: RefSeq, a predicted model, not a curated record